Messenger RNA from Nakaseomyces glabratus, 1089 nucleotides. It is a transcript of the gene LSB5, whose product is annotated as Lsb5p. The record is from RefSeq and is a predicted model, not a curated record. Gene Ontology annotation, cellular component: actin cortical patch. Lineage: Eukaryota; Fungi; Ascomycota; Saccharomycetes; Saccharomycetales; Saccharomycetaceae. Gene Ontology annotation, biological process: actin cortical patch localization; actin filament organization; endocytosis.
AUGGGGUUUCUAACGGAUCAUCCCUAUACUGCGGUUACCGCAAACAUUGACCGUGUGGUCAGCAAUCGGGAGUACUCUCUGGAGGUUGAAUUGGCAGAGAUAGUCGACCUGAUAGGGUUCAGGAACACCGUCAACCAGGAAGAAGCGGCGCGUGCACUGCGGAAGAAGCUCAAGUAUGGGUCGAAAGUACAGCAAUCGCGGUCCCUGGACCUGCUGGACUUGCUGUUAUCCCAGGAACUGAAGUUCGGUGUAAUUUACAAUGACGAUAAACUGCUGGAUAGGCUGGAAGUCAUUGCAUUGAACCGUGAUACCGACGGUAACGGUGUCAAGUACAACCCUGCCAUUGUUAGCAAAGCUGCCAAGUACGAGAUACAGUGGUAUGAACAUAUAGCCUCCAUAGGCAAGAAGAGAUCGAAGACUUUUGGAAGGCUAGCUGAGCUCGGUAGCAGAGUUAAAAGAGAGUACCGACACAAGCAGAGCUCUUCUCCAAGAAGGAGAGCCGAUAGAAGAAACGCAUUUUUGGAUGACGAGGCAGAUCCGUUUGAAAGUUUGGAGGACGAUAACGUAACCACAGAGAGAAACAGAGGCAACGCUUCUACAGACGCGGAUCGCCUCUACAGAAUACCACAAAUUGAUAUCAGAAAGCACGCACCAAAGAUUAAACUGAUUAUCAGCGAUGCAUUGGCCGCCUCAGUGGCCCUUAAGCACUCCCUAUUGACGUUGCCUGCAGACAAAUACUCUACUGACGAUAUGGAGGCUACAGAUAACUUCAUCAAGGCUAGAAAGAUUAGAAAGAAGGUGUUGGCAUACUUACAAGUGGUUACAGAAGGGGAAUUCCUGGGCAGUUUGAUCCAAGCAAAUGAUGAAUUGGUUGCAUCUCUUACUGAGUAUGAUGAGAAGAGUGACAAAGCUGAGCACGACACUCGUGAGGACAGAAACGAUGGCAACGACAGUGACGACGUCAAUGAAUCUGUAGAUUAUGAAUACAGCGAUGAUGAUGCGGAUGAAGUUAGCAGGGCAGACCAUUCCAUUUACUCGGUUCCUCAGUCAACGGCUUCCAAUCCAUUUGGAGACCAAAAUCAUUUGUAG